UUCAUGGUGUUGGGAUUUAUGGCUCAAGAACAAGGAGUAUCAGUGGAUGAGGUCGCUGCCUCUGGUCCGGGACUUGCAUUCAUUGCUUAUCCCAAAGCUCUGGCUCAGAUGCCUGUGGCUCCACUGUGGUCUGUCUUCUUCUUCAUUAUGGUCAUAUUGCUGGGGCUUGACAGUCAGUUUGUCGGAGUUGAGGGUUUUGUGACAGCUAUUGUUGAUGCCUUUCCCCAAUAUCUGCGUGUAGGUCAUCGUAAGAUCUUCUUCAUAGCAUUUGCAUGCUGCAUCAAACUGCUGGUUGGACUCUCCAUGAUCACAAAUGGUGGAAUGUAUGUGUUCCAACUGUUUGACUACUACUCUGGGGGUCGUAUCAUCCUCCUCAUUGGCUUCAUAGAGUGUGCUGUUGUCUCCUGGGUCUAUGGCGCAUCCCGUUUCCAGGACAAUAUUCAGAUGAUGUUGGGUUUCAGAAUCAACCCUUUCAUGAAGUUUAUGUGGUGUUCCCUCUCACCCUUGUUUUGCAUUGUGAUAUUCAUCAUGAGUAUGGUCAGCUACUCUGAGUUGUCCUAUGAGAGACCUACUGUGACUUACCAGUACCCCCAGUGGGCUGUGGGCGUUGGCUGGACAAUGGCAUUCUUCUCUAUCAUCUGGAUCCCCAUCUACAUGAUAUACAGUAUCAUCAUGAACACUAACUUCAUCCAGUCGGCAAAAUUGUUGUUGAAGCCAAACUUGAAGGCCCAUCAGCUUCGUCCCGAGGAUGAAUGGGAGUUAGAGACCAAACCAAUAGAUGACGCUAUUGCAUCUGGCGAGAAUCACAUUAUUGGCAAUAAUUUUGCUUAUCCCAACCCAACAUUUAUAGAUACCGCAGAAAACACAAAGUUUUAAACAUUAAGUUUUAGAAAAAUGCCAAGUUUUAGCAAAAAUCUUUAGAGAUCCAUGGACUUAGAAAAACACUUCAUUUUACAAAUAUGAUUCAUAAGAAAGUUCACCAAUGGAACUGAAGAAACACAUUUGUCAAUAUAUAAACAUCUUAACAUUCCAACUAGGACAUUCCAUAAGACCUUAUAUUUUGAAAUUAAUAUAUAGUUAACAUAAUAACCUGAAUAGAUGGAACAAUUUUGAAUCUUGAGCAGUAUGUAUAUAUGUGUACUUGAGGGGCUUGCAUCCCUCCUUUAGUUUGGCAAAUCUUACUCCCAUUGGAUAGCACGUUAAGGCUUUUAUUUUAUGACUUUGAUGGUUUCUAAAUCACCGCACAUAAACAGGCUUGAACAUGUGAUCCAAUAUCAGAGAUUGGAUUUCCAAACUUUUGGAGAGGAGUGUAUAUUUAAAAUAAAAUGAUGUCACACAUUUACAGUGAUGCAAGGAUAUUGUAAGCUUUUUUCCACCAAAACCUCAUAAGCUCAAUGCUGAAAUUUUCGUUCUUUUGGAGAGCAGUGUACAUCUAAAAUAAUGAUUCACAUUUACAGUGAUACAAGAUUGUAAACUUUUUUUCACCAUAGGCUCAAUGCUGAAGUCUCUUACUUUUUGAAUAACAAUUUUAAUCUUAUACUGCAUUAAUAUGUAUAUAUAUUAUGACAGCUUUAUUAUGGACACAUAAAUGUAUAUUUUUAAUUCAUGAAGAAAAUAUUUGUACAUUUUAGGAUCACAUGAUUUUCUAAUCUUUAACAAUGCACACAUGUAUAUUGUAAUAUAUUUUUCAAUUUUGAUAGAUUCUAUUUAGAUAAUAUAUAUUUUUAAAGCUUGUAGAAAUACAUUCAGGACCUUUAUGCAGUUAUGCCAUAUAAGGCUCAAAACUUGAUGGAUUUGCUCAAAACCUGACAGAAAUGAUAAUUUACCUUUGGCUUUAUCAAAUCAAAAAUUUAUGUACACUGUAUUGAGUGUACAGAAAUUAUUUAAAAGGUAGACUCUUCAUUCAAGUUUUAGAGAGAAGUAUUUUUUAAAGAGAAAUGAGCUUGUUCCUGUUGAGGUUUUAUCUUCUGGAUACACUGUAUGUAAAUUCAUCCAAGGACCCUGUAAUGUAGACUUUACAUAAAGAUACAAAUAAAAAUCCUGAAACCAUUGCAAAA
Messenger RNA from Owenia fusiformis, 2057 nucleotides. NCBI's taxonomy places the organism in Eukaryota, Metazoa, Annelida, Polychaeta, Sabellida, Oweniidae. The record is from the annotation of a GenBank genome assembly.